UGAGCUAUAUGUUGCCACUGUGCCAACAGGGUUGGUUCGCCAGUGUUCGCCAGUUCGAGAUACACCGAAAAGUAUCUGAAAGAUACGCACAGUUGUUGUGUAUCCUUCGAAGGGUGAAAAGUUUCCUACAAAACCAAAACACCGCCGCCGCCGUCGCUGUUUUCGAGCGCUAGAAACGAGUGCGAGUGCGACUGCUUUCCCGAUUUCCCCAAAGCAUGAGAGAGUAUCUUUAAGUUAUCCUGGGAUUAGACACUCUGUUUUCGAUGUGAUCGAGUCCGCGGACUCAAAACUACAUAACUUGCCCCAGUUUCCGCCACAAAUACAAAAUAGUUACCAAUGUGAACCAGUGAGAUACCAACGAUCAAAGCCACAAAAAACAAGAACUGGCGCAGAUGUUGCAUCUGACGUUCUAAGUUCCAAUCUCGGUUUCAACUUCGAGCUUCGCGUUUAGUUUCUGGCCCUAAUUACUGCCUCUUGGCUUGUUACUUUUGCGUUCCUUUCGUUUCGUUUUCGCGUCGCGGUUUGUUAUUGUCAACUUUCGUUUUUCGCGCGGUUUUUGCGGCUUUUCCAACGGUCUAAUGGAUAAGGAACUUGGCCAGGACUAACUAUAGUUUGCCAGGACUCGCCAUUGUCGAAGAAGUACAAUUGGGGACAGCAGGAGAAAUGGAUUAACAACAAAGCUUUCAAUCAAAGGAUUUGAGGACACAGCAACAAAGAAACACUUUGGAAUAUCUCUUUUAGCCAACUAAGCACCAAAAUCUCCCCCUUUCGGCCCAAAAUCAAAAUUAAAGCCUCAAACUUAAAACCAAAAUAAGCAAACAAAAAACACAUCAAAUGCAUUAAGAUAAUAUACAACUUAAAAAGGAGUAGCUACAUAAAUAUUAUUACUAUUAAAGUCAGUAGCGAGUAACGGGCUAAUGUUUAAUUAAUCGGUAAGCCAGGACCCAAGCAAACAAACAAACGGAAGACAAAGAUUUUUAAGGAAGCCACAGGAUUAAGCCUACACAUUAAGUACAAUUUACUAGUAAUAAUACCUAAAUUAUUUUAAACUGCAACUAUUUUUGUACCCGACAACGUAUUAACGACAAAAAACAACAAUUGAGAAACGAAGUUAAAACCAGAGUACAAAACUUAAUCAAUUUACAAGCAAGCAACAAAUAUUAAUCGACAUUAUAACUGAUAAUAUCACCAACAGCAAAUAAUAAAUAUUAUAAUCUAUCAACAACAACAACAACAACGCAUAAUAAAAAAUUACAAAUUUUACAAAUUACAAAUUUACAAAUUUUUUAAAAGCCAACCGCAAAACAAAACAAAUCGAAGUCUGCUACAAAUUUUAAACUUAAAAAAUAGCAAAAACCAAAAAUAAAGGAUAAUUAAAGGAUAACAAAUUUUUGCAUAGCUGCCGUUUUUACAACAAACAAAAAACAACAACAAAGGAGUAAAGUACAAAACAACAAAUCUUUAAAGUUUUCAAGCAACUUACAAAUUUUUAAGCAAAACGAACAAGUAAACAAUUAAAUAUAAUAGCACUUUACAAUAAAAAAACAUAAAAUAAAGUAAAAUAAUUAAUCGAUAUUGCAUUAGUACACGCAAACCAGUGAGUUCAAAAUAAACGAAUACAAAUCUUGGAGUAGCUUCAACUUAUAUAAACCGAUAUAUAACAUUAGAACCUAGUAUUAUACAAAUUCGAGUGUGUUACACUGGCCAACAAAAACAGCGAGAGAAAUUUUUAUGAAAAACUACCUCAAAUCGAACAAACAAAAGUGAAUCACAAGUAGUGUACAAAAAAUCUGGCCAACAAAAUAAAGUUUUAAAAAGAAAUUUAAAAAAAUUAGUACAAAUCGUUGCGCCUUGGCAGUUUUUUAGAGAACUGCAUAGCCAUGCCAGUGUGCGAGCUUAAAUGGCGUCUUCAAUUUUAGCCCAGAGCAGCUCUGGCGGUCCCGUCGACAGCAGCAACAUCGGACAUAUCGCAGCAGCGGGUGCAACAUCAGCAGCGGCAGCAGCCACGUCUGUGGAGGCCACGGUAUCCAGCUUGCACAACACUCACCUCAACCAGCUAAGCAGCCUCAGCCAGCACUACACCAGUCCAUACCACCACCCACAUCCGCACCACUACCAGCAGCACUAUCCCCAGCAGCAACACCAUCAGCCGCAGCAGCAGCAACACUGGGAAUACUAUGCCAGGCAGCAGCAGCAACAUCAGCAACAGCAACAGCAGCAGCAACAGCAACAGCCAACGGCCACCACCAACGGCAACAGCAACAGCAACACCAACGGUGACACGCCCACGGUAUCAGCGCCUCUGGGCAGCAGCGGCAACAGCAGCAAUCAUGCUAGUGCUGCCAACAGCAACAACGGCAACAAUGGCAGUAGCAAUGCCAAUGCCAAUGCCAUUUCCGCCGCCUCCGCCUCAGUGAAUCCUCAGAACACGAACUCCAGCAACCCGAAUUCAAACUCCAAUUCCAAUUCAAACGGCAGCUACACGCGUCCUUGGGAAAUGGAAUCUAAGGAUUCGGGUCAGCCACCGCCCCAGCAGCAACAGCAACAGCAGCCACAGCAGCAGCAGCAGCAACAACACCAACAGCAGCUGCAGCAGCAACAGCAACAGCAUCAUCUGAAGAGUGGCUUUGAGCCCUUCUCGAAGCUGCCCUCGUUCCAGAGCCAGUUCCAUGGCUUCAAUGAGCAACUCCUGCCGGAUGGGACACCCAUGCCGGUGCCGAUGGCAACAGCAGCUGCGGCUGCGGCAGCAGCAGCCGGAGGAGCAGGAUCAGGGCCAGGGUCAGUGCCAGGAUCGGGAGGAUCUGCCUCGCUGAGCGCCCUGCAAACGGUGGCCAUGUCGCCGGCCAGUAUCUCCGUCAGCUCCCCCGGAAUGAUGAGCGUGGGCUCGCCGCUGACUCAGCUCUCGAGCCUGCAGACGAGCAUCACGCCCCCCUCGGCGGGCAGCUUUCCGGCCCCACCGCCGCCCAAUGCCUUCGCCCACCACCACGCCCUCAAUCCGCACCACCAUCGAUCGGCCGGUGGCGGAUAUGCCACGCCCUACGGCGAACUGCCCAUCUAUCCGGGAUUCGCCCCGCUGGGCGUGAAGAAGGAGCCCGGUGGCACCGACUUCGAGAUGCUGCUCAAGAAGGAGGACUUUGAUCUCAGCAACAGUGGUGGAGUUGCAGGUGCCGGAGCGGGUGGCAUGCACCAUCCCGGCAUGCAGCACCACCAGCCGCACCCCAUUCCCAUGGGCAUGCACACGCCGACCUCGUUCGACGGCAACAGCAACACCAGCUACCCGCAGACGGCCAGCGGGAGUGGCAGCCACACGCCGCACACCACCCAGCCCACGCCGACCACCACCACCCCGGUAAAGGCCGAGAAGCUGCUCCAGUCGCCGAUCGCCCGUCUGGAGGCGCGGAAAAAAGAACGCCGGAAACAGAGGCCCAAUUCGCUCGAGUCCAGUGCCGAGAGCGAGGCCAGCGGCAUGGACGUCGACCCGAGUAAUCCUGGCCAGGUGGACGCCGUCUCGAGCACCGCCAACUUCAAGAGUCCCCUGAGCACACUGGGAAUGGGCGACAGCAAUGAUGCGAACGCCAGUGGAUGCGACAAGCAGGACUACGGUCGUCGUCUGCCACCACCCCUCACACUCACUCCAAUGCCACUGUCACUGCCACUGCCACUGCCACAGCCACCACCCACCACCCACACUCACAACCACAAUCACAACCUACACCACAACCACUCCAACGACAACAACUCCUCUUCCUGCUCUCUCUUUCAGUCGAAGAAGAAGCGCAAGCGGUGCGGCGAGUGCAUAGGAUGCCAGCGGAAGGACAACUGCGGGGAGUGCGCCCCCUGCCGCAACGACAAGAGCCACCAGAUCUGCAAGCAGCGUCGCUGCGAGAAGCUCACCGAGAAGAAGGAACCCAAAGCAAAAAACAUCAUCUAUGGAGCCGAUGGCCAGCCCGUGAGAACAGAUUCGAAACGUGGCCGAGGCAAAGGAAAGGCCACCAUUUCCGGAAAUGGAUCUAAUGCAGGCAUAGCCGCCGGCAAUGGCACACCAACAACUGGGUCACGCGCCCGCAAAAACUCCACCAAAGCAAACAAACUGAAUGCAGCCGCUGCAUCAGCAACAUCGCCUCGUCUAAGUCCAGCGCCGGCAGCAACACUGUUGCCGCAGCAAUCGCCAAAUACCACAGCAACAGUUGCCGCCGCCGGGGGCAACCUGCAACAUCAGCAGCAGCAGCAGCAGCAAUAUCAGCAGCAUCAGCAACUACUGUCGCAGCAGCAGCAGCUCUUGUCGCAGCAACAACAGCAGCAGCAGCAGCAGCAAUACCAGCAGCCGCAGCAGCAUCAGCAGCAUCACUUCCAGCAGCAACAGCAGCAGCAGCCGCCGCUUUUGCAGCAGCAACAACACGCACAGCAGCAGCAGCAGCAACAUCUGCCACAGCAGCAGCAGCAUCAGAUAACCGCACAAAUUCAAACCAUGAAGGAUCAACCGCAACAGCCCAUGGCGCCCAUGGCCUUCUAUCCCACAUGGCAGGCGGAUCCUUCGCAGGGCUGGCAGAACCAGUUCAUCCAGCAGAUACCACAGAACACGCCGGCCAUCACAUCGCUCAACUCGCUGGACUUCCAGACCCAGUCGUACGCGUACCCCUCCAACGGAUACGUCCAGACAGGCCUGGGAUUCGAUCCGAACUACGGCCGAUCUCCAUACGGGGCUCCGGUCCAGAGCUACGACUUCCAGCGCCAGCAGCUGUCCAGCGCCCCCUCGGCCAUCAACCAGGUGGGUCUGCAGGGUGUGGCCGGGUUCGCGCCCAGCUACGCCGGACAGGUGACGGCGGCCCCGGUGCCGCCCUCGCAGCAGCAACAGCAACAGGUGCAGCAGCAGCAACAGCAGCAGCAGCAUCUGGGAGCGGAACUGAACAAGACGAUGUCGGGAAACGACACGCCUGGAUAUCCGCGGGUGAGCAGCGUGCCGCCGCGCUCACUCAACUGUAACGGGUAUUCAGGCGACUACAGCGGUUCAACAUCAGCCACUAACAACAACAACAACACCAGUAGCAACAGCAACAGCAGCAGCAACAACAACAGCAGCAGCAACAGCUCACAACAGCAGUCCUCGGCCCUCAGCGGAGGCACCACCACACCAGCUCCCGCUGUCCCCGCCACAGUGGUGGCCCAGCCCGCCUCCUCGCCGAUGCAGCCUCCCAUUCCACAAUCGCCCACGCGCGCCAACAUGCUGCAGCAGCAGCAGCAACAGCAGCAGCAUCAGCCCCGGCUGGUGAGUCAGUCGCCGACGGGAAAUGGCCUGCAACCGUAUGUGGCGCCGCAGCAACAACACCUUGCCUCGCCACCCAUGCAGGAGUGGAACUGGCAGCAGCAGCAGCAACAGCAACAGCAGCAACCACAGCCGCUGGGAGGCGAUGGCUACGCCCAGGGAGAGAGACUAAACCUCAACACUCGCAUCAAGUCCAUGAUCAUGCGCAAGAGCGAUCCCAAGGAUCCGCCGCCUGAUCUGCAGCAGCAACAGUUGCAGCAACAACAGUCGCCGGUGCAGCAGCAACAGCAGCAGCAGCAGACCGGUCAUUUUUUAUCGUAUAGCCACCAUCUCCGGCCUGAAACGGCGCUGAGCGCCAACGGACCGAGCAGCGCCACGCCCACUCACCCAAUGCAGCAGCAACAGCAGCAGCAGCAGCAACAACAGCAGCAGCAAGUGCAGCAGCAGCAGGUGCAACAAGUGCAACAGGUGCAGCAGCAACAACAACAGCAGCAGGCGUCGGCUGCUGCCGAGCCGAUCGGAGGUGGUGGCGUAGAUCACAUCUGGAAGCCGCACCACUCGACGCAGAGUUUUAAGAAGCCGCCGGUGAGCGUCGUGGGUGGCGGCUAUCCGGGAUCGGAUGCGCAGCUGCAACUGCAGCUGCAACAACACCAGCCAGGACAGCACACAACCAUUAGCCACGGCGACCCCACGCCGUUGGUGCCCCAAGCAGCCCCGCCAGUAGUUCAGCCGCAGGCGCCGGUGGUGGUGCCGCCGCCGCCCGCUGCAGCCCAGCCCGCCAAGAAGUCGCGGAGUCGCAGCAAGGCCAGUCGCGCGGCGGCAGCAGCAGCAGCGGCUGCAGCCGAGGCAGCGGCCGAGGAUCCGCGAAACUCCACGGAUCCGGGUGGCGGUGGUCUGAAGCCACCGCUCAGUGCCCACUACCCGCCGCAUCCGCCGCCGGUGCAUCCCGGCCAAGAAUACCACGGUCAGUACAUCAAGACCGAGCCGGGCCUGCUGGGGCCGCCGCAGCCCAACAAAAUGGAGGGCUACGAGAGGAACUACCAGAACUUCAUCCAGUACGCGGACUUCUGCCAGAACGACGGACAGGGACAGCCGGUGCAGCAGCACCACGGCCACUCGCAGCAGGACUACGCCGGAUACCAUCACAACUCCGCCUACUACGGAGCCGGAGCCAGCAGCUUCCAGCAGAACUUCCAGCAGAACUUCGUUCCCGGCUACCAGCACUCCACGUACGGUAGCCGAGCCAAGGUCACGGGGCCGGGCAACCACCAGCCCAGCCACCAGCUUCACGGCCACGGGCAGAGCAUGCUUGAGCUGGACCGGAAGCCGGACACCAACAGCAUCAUACCCCUGCCUACGAACUACGAGAAGGAUAUUCCGGCGCACGCCUAUCCUAUCCCGCCACACCGCUACGCCCUUGGACACGGAGCACCGCCGCCAGUGCCACCUCCACAUCUGGGACACCACGGAAUGCUGGAGCCAAAGCUAGAGGACAUGGGAAUGCUUGGACACGGCGGAGGAUACACGUAUUUGGGCGGAGCCGGCGAAGGCAAGGGCCUGAACAACGGAUUCUCUUGCUGCCGACAGGGCGGCACCCGUCCCCCAACGGCAGAGCACCUCAAGGACGGCACCUGCCUCGGUCUGGGCAUCCAGCCCAAGGAGGAGCUGCUCGACGAGGACGAGCUCAUCGAUAGCCACGGCAAUGGCCUGAAACCGGGAGGAGGAGCCGCCGGCAAGGCGAAGGGAAAACAGAAACCGGACGAGAUCCCCGAGAUUGUGGUGAAGCACGAGAAGAUUAACCCGUUGUUCGAUACCACGGAUCGAUUGGAGAAGGGCAACAAGACGGAGAUACCCGAGUGCGAGUGCUUCCAGUCCGACAAGAAUCCCCCGGAACCGGGCACCUACUACACGCAUUUGGGCACGGCUUCGUCCCUCAUGGAACUCCGGCGAGAGUUCGAAGAGCGAUGCAAUCUGACGGGUCGGCAGCUCCGCAUCGAGAAAAUCGUCUACACGGGCAAGGAGGGCAAGACGACGCAGGGCUGUCCGGUGGCCAAGUGGGUGAUCCGGCGGGCGGACAUGGAGGAGAAGAUUCUGGUGGUUGUGAAAAAGCGACCAGGACACAGAUGCAUUGCCGCCUACAUUGUGGUGUGCAUGGUGGCCUGGGACGGAAUGCCACGUUUGGAGGCGGACAACGCCUACAAGAAUCUGAUCCCGAAGCUGAACAAGUACGGCCUGCCCACCACCCGAAGAUGUGCCACCAACGAGAACCGCACUUGUGCCUGUCAAGGACUCGAUCCUGAGACAUCUGGCGCUUCGUACAGCUUCGGCUGCUCCUGGUCCAUGUACUACAAUGGCUGCAAGUACGCCCGCUCCAAGACGGUGCGCAAGUUCCGGCUGUCGGUGAAGAGCGAGGAGGCGGCCAUCGAGGACCACAUGAACCUAAUUGCCACUCUGCUGGCGCCGGUCUUCAAGCAGGUGUGCCCGCGAUCCUACGACAACCAGACCAAGUACGAGCAGGAGGCCUCCGACUGCCGCCUCGGCCUGGAGCCGGGCAAGCCCUUCUCGGGCGUGACAGCCUGCCUGGACUUCUGUGCCCACUCGCACCGCGAUCUGCACAACAUGCAGGACGGAUGUACGGUGCACGUGGCGCUCCUGAAGCCCGGCAAUAGGGACACCCGCCUGCCGGACGACGAGCAGUUCCACGUCCUGCCGCUCUACACGAUGGACGGCACGGACGAGUUCGAGAGCGUCGAGGGGCAGAGGGACAAGCACCGCACCGGGGCGGUGCAAAUGCUGGACAAAUUUCCCUGCGAAGUACGCGUUCGUUCCACGCCGCUGAUACCCUGCCGGAGGCACGGCAAGAAGCGGAAGGAUGGCGACGAGUCGGCGCCUCCGGACGGCGACCAGGACGCCGCCGGAGAUGCCAACAGCCAGAGCAGCUCCAGCAACGGAGCCCAGUCGCAGACGCAGACCGCGAGCAAUCAGUCUAGCCCGCCUGCGUUGGGAGCUGGAGCCGGAUCGGGAGCGGGAGUCCAUAGCAUCAAGAAGGAGAACGGCGGGACAGGAACUGUGGCCGCCAACGGGAAAUCCAAGGCGAAGGGCAAGUCGAAUCAGUCGAACAACUCGAGUGCCUCCACGCCCGGAUCGGCGCCUCCGUCCACGCCCUCGCCGCGAUGCCAGACUCCGGUGACGAACAACCCCAGUCCGGCGGGCAGCGCCUUCAGCACGCCACCGGUCCACGGCAGCGGCAAUCCUGCCGGAAAUCCCGCCCAGAACGGCAAUCCCAACCAGCAGCCCGGCCAGCUGAUGAGCUCCAACUCCAGCCUGAUGAACAUGGCCACCAUGAUAGACACCUUCACGGACGCCCAGCUGCAGUCGAAUCAGAUCUCGAGCACCGUAUUGGACUCGCCGUACUCGUACGAUUACCAGACGGGCUCCUACAUAGAUUCCAGGAACUACUACGGCAACUGGCCGACGCCCCACGCACCCAUGGGCAUGGCGGCGCAGGCACAGGUGGGUGGAGCCGGACCAGGAGCCGGCGCGGGGGCCGGAGUCGCACCCCUGACCCCCACCACGCCGACAGCGCAAACGCAGCUGGGAGGCGUGCCGACAGCCACUGCUCUGGCAGGAGUAGGAGGAGUCGGCGUCGGAGGAGGAGUUGGGGUGGGAGCCACCACAUUGCCAGGAGGAGCACCUACCUUGCCACCAUCGGUUACGCCAACGCAGCUAGAGGCCAGCAACGGCUAUGGAUCGGCCAGCUACCAGAGCCUGGCCUCGGCGGGAGCUUUGGGAGGCACCGCCGGGAAUCCGGAGCCGCAGCAACAGCAACAGCACCAGCAGCCGGGACAGCCACAGCAGCAGGCUUCCCUGCCAGGAGCACCCGGAGGAGACCUGAAGAGCCGGCUAUUGAACGAGGAGAAUCCCGACUCCACCACGCUGGUGAAUCACCAUCACCACCACCACCAUAACCUGGCGGAGAGCAAGCUGACCGCCCUGACGGCCAUGCAGCCCAUGACCGCCAACCUGGCGCCCUCGCUGACCACCUCGCAUCCGCACCACCCGCACUCGCACCCGCACCAGCAGGAGGGAUUCGUGAAGCCGAAGCCGCCGCCCAGCGACUACACGGCCCAGUACACGGCCCAGUAUCCGAACAACUAUCAGAUGUACCCGCCCCCACCACCACCGCCCCACUCCGCGUACUCGGCCUACGACGCGUACCAGAACAUGAACUACAACUACGGGUACCACCACCAGGCGUACUCCCCCUACGGCAUGUAUCCGCAGCAGACUCCGCCGCCCACGCCGCCGCCUCCGUCGCCCAACUGGAACGUCUACGGACACCACCAGACGACGACGAACUCCGGCUACAGCUCCGGCUCCACCACCCCCGGAGCAGGAGCAGGCACUCUGAUAGCCAGCCAUGGUGCAGUGCCGGGAGCCGCGGGUCUGCAGAAGCCGAGUAUUCCCGCACCAUCGCCCCUCCAUCACCAGCAGCAACAGCAACAAGAUGCGCCGCAGACCAUCCUGCCCGACCUGAGCAAUGGCCAGAGUUCGGUGGAAACCGUGGUCGCUCCCACCACACCUGUGGGGGAGACCAAUUCCGGCAACGACUCCGCCGCCGGAGUGGGAGGCGCAGGAGGAGCAGGUGUCGGAGCAGCCGCUGUGGCGGCCGGAGGUCCACCGGCAAAUGCCACAACCCCAGUGCCAGUUGGAUCCCCGGGCAGCACCAAUGCCAGCAAGAUCGAGCCCAUUGGCGAGGUGGCCGAGAUCAAUGAGAACAUCGAGGCCUUCCAGGAUCCGCAGAUGGGGGGCGUGGCCAUCGCCCUCAAUCACGGCAGUGUGCUGAUCGAGUGCGCCAAGCACGAGAUGCACGCCACGACGGCGGUGAGGCGACCGGAUCGCCACCAUCCAACACGGAUGACCCUGAUAUUCUACCAACACCGGAACCUCAACCGAUCCCGGCACGGCAUCGACGAGUGGGAGGAGAAGAUGCGGGUGAAGAAGAUCAACACGGACCUGGACAACAAAGCCAAAGAGGAGCGCGAGCGCCUGAUCAAGAAGGCGGCUGGCGAGGAUCUGGACGAGCUGGACGAGGAUGCGCUCAUGGACGAUGCUCCGGUGCCGGUGGUCAAGAAGGAGACCAACGGCCAGGCUCUAAAAAACGGAGCCAGUGGCAGUAAAAAGAAGAAGAACAACAGCACUGCGGAGUCGAAGAAAUCACAAUCCGGUGAGCAGUCAAAAAACGAGAAGGUUGCCCUCCACGCACCAACACUUACGACCACGUCGUGGACGACCCUGUUCCCCAUGCAUCCGUGCGUGGUUACGGGGACCUAUCCGGAGGGCAAUAGCAGUCCGACCUCGUCCACGAACAACAACAGCAACAGCAACGCUGGCAAUGGCCAGUCCCUGCCACCUGGCAGUGGUCCUCAAGUUCCCCCUGGUCAGCCCGGCGGAGCAGCAGCUAUCCCGCAGCAACAGCAUCCACAUCCGCAUCCGCAGCUGCAGCAGCAGCAGCAUCAGCCGCAGCAGCAGCCGACCUGAAUAUGCUCCGGCUAAGGGGCUACUAUUGGUAAUCGCAGAAUUCCACGCCGAAUUCUUCUUAACUUAAGUCCACACUCACACUGAUCAGCCCGGAUGGGAGCUUUCGUUUCGAAAGGAUUUGAGAGAUUUAGGGAUAUAUGCUAAUACACCUCCACUCAUGGGCAUUAAAGGAUAUAUGUUUCUAUUCAAAUCCAAGUUGAACUAAUUUUUCCAAGAAAAAGAAUUCACUCAGAAGAUUGUUUUGAAAAAAAAUCAAAUUCUUCCUCAAAUUCGAUCGAGAUUAGAAGCCCGAUACCAGGUUGUAUGACUGAAAAAUCACUCAAAGCUAAGAAGGAGAUCCUCCGAGCUAGGAGGCUGGAGAAUUAUUUUUGUAAAUGCAUCUGAUUUCGUGUGCCAUACGAGGAGAAGAACAUGUCCCCCGGAAAGGAGUUGAAGAAAGUACAGUUGACGCUGCCAGGCCAGAGUUGUCACCAUUCCACACAAAAACACAGUCACACCCAAAAAACAAACAUCACUCAGCAGAUUAAAAAACAAACCACAAACAAACACUCAAAAACAACAAGUUUCUAAACUAGUUUAAAAAAUAAACUAUUAACUUUAGUUUCUUAAGAGCCAGCAAAAAACAAUUUGUGUUAAAUGAGUUUUAAAAAAUACUACAGAACAAGAACAAAAACGAAUACUACUAAAAAAAAAAAAAAACUAAAAUAAACAAGAGAAAAUGCUAAAGAAAUUUUUGCUUGAGUUUCUCUUGCAAGCAGAAACCAAAAACGAAAACAUAUUACAAGUUAGUGGAGUUUAAAAAUAAAAGAUCAUUGCCAAAAGUACAAAUAAACCAUUUUUUAAAGAGCAAACUAGAAAAACGUAAAGAAUUUCGCAAGACAACUAAAACAAAAUGAUAAUAGUUGGAAACAAAAUGCAAUUUUUACUAGAAAAAAAACAGUUUAAAGAUUUAUGUUUUAAAUUUCUCAUAUUCCCACAAUUUGACUUUCUUUUGUAACUUGAUCCUUAAAGUUCCAAUUGAAUUCGAAUUGCAGACAGACUUCCGACAGAAGAAGUAUUGCUCCCUUGGGUGUGAUUUCAGGAUACUUGAAAGGUCCUUGAAAUCGCCACUCAAGCUGCGAGGAAUGCCGAUUUCCUAUAGCUUCAGAUCAGAUCACUCACAGGAUAAUAUGGAAAAUGGUGCGGGGAGUGCAGGACAACUAAAGGAUAAUGAAGUUGAGUAUUUUUUGAGAGGGCGGCACACGCUCCCGAAAAGGAAGAAAGAAAGAAAGGAUCAGAGGGAGGCGACUAGAAGAUGAAGAAGAAAUGUAAGGCAGCAAGACAUUUUUAAACUUUAAACAUAAUUUAAACUAAGUUUAAGUAAAGCCCAGAAACCCAAACACACACACUCACACACACACACGAGAAGUUAUAUAUAUUUAUUUAUGCGAAUCGAAGGCAAAAGGGUUCAAUCUAGUUAUUAUUAUUAUUUUUGCGAGAUUUAGUUUCAAAGGCAAAGGACAAAACCCAAAAAGACUCGAAACCAAUCAAGUAUUAAGCACUAAUAAAAAACAACUAUUUGCCUAUUCAUUUGUAAUUGUUGUAUAAAGCAAAACUAAUAAUUUGCAUCCAUCCAAAAAGCAAAAAUAAUAAAUAAAAAAUAAAAAAUAAAAGCAAAAAGGAUAAAAGGAUAAAAGGACAAAUGAAAAAAUAAAAAACUUAAAAUUAGAAUGCAAAUGUGGCAGCGCAACUGAAUUUCAAAUCAAAUUAGUCUAAAAAACAAACAAAAAAAAAAACACAACAAACAUAUAUAUAAAUAUAUUUUGCACAAAAAUAAAAAAAAAAAACAUAAACGAUUGAUUUUGAAUUUGUCGAGAAAGGACACUAGCCGACAUGAAUGUAGGUCGUAUGUACGUAAUGUAAUGUAAAUGUAAGGCAGCGAAGAAGACUUUUGAGCAACAAGAAAAAACAUGUUUUGAUAAAUAUUUAAAUGUUUAUAUAAAUAUAUUGAUAUAUAUAUAUAUAUAUAUUAAUAUAAAUUAUGAUAAUUGAUUAACUGAUUACGCAAGCCAACAACUAUUAUAGUUUGUAAAUGCUUUUUUAUCAUUUCAAAUAAAUGCAAAUCUUUUGCCAUUUCUAAGUUAAAACACCUCACACGACUUUUCUGUUUCUGUUUCUGAUUCUGUUUCGCGGGACUUCUAUCUAUACAUAUAUUAUAUAUAUAUAUAACUAUAUAUAUACUAUACAUAUUGGAAUAUGAUGAUAAAGCAAGAAAACCAAUUAAAUCGGCGAGGCGUACGAUGAUAUAGCGAAGAUACACAUACAUAUUGUAAAACGAGCGUACAUAUAUACAGAAUGUGAAGCUGACGAUGAUAAGAGUUGGAUAAAAUAAUAAAAAAAAAAAUACAAACAAAAAAGAAAAUCAUAAAUUAUAUUUAUUUAAAGUACGCGCAUGGAAAGCAAACAGAUAUUAAUAUUAAAUAAAAUGAAAACAAAGUUAAAUCAG
This is a messenger RNA of Drosophila ananassae, 13289 nucleotides long. It is a transcript of the gene Tet, whose product is annotated as DNA N6-methyl adenine demethylase. Gene Ontology annotation, biological process: oxidative demethylation; positive regulation of transcription by RNA polymerase II. Bases 1901 to 10804 code for a protein of 2967 amino acids. Gene Ontology annotation, molecular function: zinc ion binding; DNA 5-methylcytosine dioxygenase activity; DNA binding. Lineage: Eukaryota; Metazoa; Arthropoda; Insecta; Diptera; Drosophilidae. The transcript has 11 exons. The record is from RefSeq and is a predicted model, not a curated record. Gene Ontology annotation, cellular component: nucleus.